Messenger RNA from Pelodiscus sinensis (Chinese soft-shelled turtle), 3343 nucleotides. RefSeq lists its product as uncharacterized. The record is from RefSeq and is a predicted model, not a curated record. Lineage: Eukaryota; Metazoa; Chordata; Testudines; Trionychidae.
CUCUGUAGCAUAGAUCUGCUAUUUCGAAAUAAAGUAUUUUGGAGUAUUUCUUCUGGAAUAGCUUAUUUUGAAAUAAGCGUGCAGUGUAGACUUACCCUAAGAGAGUCUGGGGGAAUGUCUGCUUUGUCUUCCCUUUCUUCCACAUCAGUAACAAGCAAGUACAAAGAGGGUGACCAAAGAGAAUAUAUUAGCAGGAUCCAACAACUGAGGAACAAGUAGACUUGCUUUAUUAUAACAUAUAUCGGAAAACCUAUUUUGUGAAUGUUAUAGUGUCUUGAAUCUAGUAAAUAUUGAUGAGCUGGCUCAUUCCUCAUGUGGUAAAACUUAGAGGAAGAGAUGAGGGUGGGAGGAAACCUGUAUUAGGCUCUCUUUACAAAGUUUCUCCCAUCGGGCUACAUUAGCCCUCCCUCUGCAAAAUGAGUCACAAACCCUACAGACCCCCAGAGAUCCCCUGUAGGCUACAGCCAUGUGUGGCUGUGCAUGCCCACAGUACUCUGGAAUCCUAGUUUCCUGUGUCUUGCUUUCUGGGCUCCUGACUGUGAUUCUCCUCACGACUCUUCAGGAAGAGGAGGCAGCUGCAUAAGCAAUGUAAUGCUUUCUCUGAUAAUCUCUGGCUAUGUUUACAUUGCAGGCUUCUUGCGCAAGAACAGCUGUUCUUGCGCAAAACUUGCAGAGCAUCUACACUGCACACGCAUUCUUGCACAAAUAAAUUUACAGUCAAGCGUCAGAAAACGGGGCUUCUUGUGCAAGAGCUCUGAUGCUUCGUAUGCAGAAGAAGCCUUCUUGAUCAAGCGGGCAGUGUGGACAGGCAGCCAAGAGAUUUUGCACAAGAACUGGCCUCCCAGGAAAAAACGCAGGUGGCUGCUUGGACACUACGUACCUGGAUUCAUAGCUCACUACUUCCUGCUUGCUGGACCCCCCCUCUUAAAGGCACACACAGGCUGCAGAUGCCGUGCGGCAGCAUCAGCACAGCCAGCAGCUCCACCAUGUGGCUCUGUCCUGCUGCACCCAGGGGUCCCAGGAUGUCUGCUCCAGAGGCACCCCGAGACCCUGCACCCGCCUCCCAGCAGCCACACCAGGGCUCCCAGCAGGCCCGGAGGGGCACUAAGCGGCACGCACCAUGCUGGUCUGGGGCUGAAGUCAAGGCUCUCCUGGACUUUUGGGCACAGGAGGAAUCCCUUCACAAUCCUGGUGCCCAUCACCGCAAGGCUGAUACCUUCAGCUGCAUGGUCCAGGUGCUCUCGGACCAGGGACAUCCAGCCUGGACCCUUGAACAAGUCCGGGCCAAGGUUAAGGAGCUGCGCCUGGGCUAUGUCCAGGCCACUGAGGGCAAAGGGGCAGGAGCCGACACCUGCCCCCACUAUGAGCACCUGCACACCAUCCUCAGCGAGACAGCAGUCCAAGGGUCCUCGCUGGCAGUGGACACCGUACUGCACACCCUCGUGGUCAGGCCACCUGGUCUGGAGGAAGAGGACAGCCUGACCACUGGCUCCAAGGACGAGGGAGAGGACCGCCCCAUCACCCUCCACCUCGAGCCAGUGCCCAGCAGCUGGGAUGCUUCCUGGGCCUUGUCUGAGGCCAGCAACCAAUCCUCUGCAGGACCAGCUGGGAGCGAGGGACCCUCCAGUCCUGCGGCGGUGGCAGCACCAACCACCCAGGCACCAGUCCAGUAGGCCAAGCAGUGUGACCAGCUCCUCUGGCGGCAAGUCCAGGCCAUGGAGAGGAUGGAGGCGGCAGUCACCACCAAGCUGCAGGCUGACCUGGAGUGGCGGCAGCAGGCAUGGGAGCAGUUCCUCCAGAGGUGCGACAGGAUGUGCAAUACAGUCUCCAUUCUCACGUCGCACAUUAGCCAUCAGCAUGGCCUUGCCGCAUCCUCCUACCCUCCCUGCUGUGCCCAUGCUCCCUCUAGCCACUUCUCCUGCUGCCUCUACCAUGCCUGCUCCUGCUGCACCCCGUUCUGCCCACCUCCCCAUGCUGUCUGCCCCAACCUAGCCUGAAGAACUCUGAGGCCUCUGCAUUCGCAGAGGCACUGGCAGAAGCAGCCGCUCCCAACAAUAGUUCCCCCUCCCAGUUCAGAGGCCCCUCCCACUCGCCCCCCUUCUUUCCCAUUGUAAAUAAAAUUACUGUUUACUCUUGUUUAAACUAAAAACUAUUUUGUUUAUUGGGAGGUGAGAGGAGGGAAGGGUUGGGAAUGGGAGGGAGAUGUGGACAGGAGACAGAAGCGACCCUACUGUGGGCCUGGGAGAACAUGUCCUUCAGGGCCUCCUGGAUGCACAGCCCAUUGUGGUGCGCCUGUCAGGUGGCGGCUGUGUGGGGUUGCUGAAAUGCCUGGCUCUCACCUGCCCUCCCCUUCGACUCCACUAUGUUGUGCAGCACACAACAUGCUGCCACAACCUCAGCGAUGUUCUGCUCACCCAUUUUGAGACGAGUGAGCAGACAACAGAAUCACUCCUUCAGCCGUCCAAAGGCAUGCUCAACCUGGUUCAGGUGGUGGUUGAAACAUUCCUGCCCAGGGUCCAUCCAUCCGGUGUACGGCCACAUCAGCCAGGGCAUGAGGGGGUAGGCCACGUCCCCCACAAUGAAGAGUGUCAUGCGGAUGUCCCCAGCCAUCAAUUCCUUCUGGGAAAAGAAAGUGCCUGCCUCCAUCCUGCGAUACAGGCUGGAGUUUCUCAGGAUGCAAGCGUAAUUUGCCUGACUGGACCACCCUGCAUAGAUGUCUGUGAAGCGGCCGCAUUGGUCCACGAGGGCCUGGAGCACCAUUGAAAAGUACCCUUCCGAUUGAUGAAAUGGUCUGCUCAAUGCUCCGGUGCCAGGAUGGGGAUGUGGGUCCCAUCAACGGCUCCCCUGCAGCUGGGGAACCCCAGGGCAGCAAAGCCAGCCACGGUUGCAUUCACCUCCCGCAGUCAGAUGACUCUCUUGAGCAGGAUGUCGUUGAUGGAGGGAGUGUGGGCUAUACUAGCAGAGAGAAAGAAAAGGGACAAGCCAGAACUGAGAGGCAAGAUCAAAUCAGUAUUUUAGAUGCCUAUAUACAAAUGCAAGAAGUAUAGGUAAUAAGCAGGAAAAACCGGAAGUGCUAAUAAAUAAAUACAACUAUGACAUUGUUGGCAUCACAAAGAUGUGGUGGGAUAAUAUACAUGAUUGGAAUAUUGGUAUAGAAGGGUACAGCUUACUCAGGAAGGACAGGUGGGGAAAAAAAGGAGGAGGUGUUGCCUUAUUAAAAAUGUACAUACUUGGACUGAGCUGGAGAUGGGCAUAGAAAAUGUGCAUGUUGAGAGUCUCUGGAUUAGGCUAAAAGGGGUAAAAAAACAAGGGUGAUGUCAUGCUAGGGGUCUACUACAGGCUG